AUGUGGUCCAACAACAGUGUUGCUCCUUUCUUGCUGACUGGCUUCCUGGGCUCAGAGGCUAUUCACCACUGGAUCUCUAUUCCCUUCUUUAUUGUCUACCUCUCCAUCCUUUUCGGCAAUAGCACACUUCUCUUCCUUAUCUGGAAUGACCACAGUCUUCACGAGCCCAUGUACUACUUCCUGGCUAUGCUAGCAGGUACAGACCUUGGAAUGACACUAACUACAAUGCCCACAGUCCUGAGUGUUCUAUUGCUGCACCAGAGGGAAAUUGCCCAGGGUGCCUGUUUCACUCAGUCCUACUUCAUUCACUCACUGGCCAUUGUCGAAUCAGGUGUCUUGUUUGCCAUGGCCUAUGAUCGUUUCAUUGCCAUCUGCAUUCCUCUGAGGUACAACUCCAUUCUUACCAAUUCUCGGAUAAUGAAAGUAGGACUAGGGGUACUGAUGAGGGGCUUUGUGUCCAUUGUACCCCCAAUUCUGUCACUCUAUUGGUUUCCAUAUUGCCGUUCCCAUGUUCUUUCCCAUGCCUUUUGCCUCCACCAAGAUGUCAUGAAACUCGCCUGUGCUGAUGUUACAUUUAAUCGUGUAUAUCCAGUUAUUCUGGUUGCACUGACUUUCUUCCUAGAUGCUCUGAUUAUCCUCUUCUCUUAUAUCCUAAUCCUUAAGACAGUUGUGGGCAUUGCCUCUGGAGAGCAGCGCGCUAAGGCCCUCAACACUUGUAUCUCCCACAUUAGCUGUGUCCUAGUCUUUUAUAUCACCGUGAUUGGCCUGACUUUCAUCCACAGGUUUGGGAAGAAUGCACCACAUGUGGUCCAUGUUACCAUGAGCUAUGUCUACUUUCUCUUUCCUCCAUUCAUGAACCCCAUUAUAUACAGCAUUAAGACCAAGCAGAUUCAGAGAAGUAUCAUUUGCCUAUUUUGUGUGCACACUAGGGCUUGA
Molecule: messenger RNA, 936 nt
Organism: Ceratotherium simum simum (southern white rhinoceros)
Lineage: Eukaryota; Metazoa; Chordata; Mammalia; Perissodactyla; Rhinocerotidae
Gene: OR51B4
Product: olfactory receptor family 51 subfamily B member 4
Biological process (GO): G protein-coupled receptor signaling pathway
Cellular component (GO): plasma membrane
Molecular function (GO): olfactory receptor activity; G protein-coupled receptor activity
Source: RefSeq, a predicted model, not a curated record